Entamoeba invadens IP1 is the source of this 1197-nucleotide messenger RNA. RefSeq lists its product as hypothetical. Bases 1 to 1197 code for a protein of 398 amino acids. The record is from RefSeq and is a predicted model, not a curated record. Lineage: Eukaryota; Evosea; Mastigamoebida; Endamoebidae. The transcript has a single exon.
AUGUCCGUCACAACACAACUCCCACCAAAACCAGGGCACACAGCUCCUAUUCCUCACAACACACCAUUUACUCGUCCAAAUAAAGCAGCUCCAAUACCACAAAAGAAAAAGCCACAACGACACCCAACACUCCCAGAGUUAAAAACAGAAGACGUGUUUGACAAUGCAGUGACUGUAGUCAUCGAAGAAAGACUCUCAAAAACUACACACACAUCACAACAAAACUCAUUACAGAACUCCGCUCAAAAUUCCUUUUCAACACAAGCUUCACAAAGUACUUCACAACGUGACAGUAUAACAACAUCGGAGAGAAAUUCACAGAGUCGACAAGGUGGUUCUCCACGUGCAACAAAUAUUUUAAUGAGUCAAUCGAGCAGAGGAUCAAUGGAACGACAUAACUCGUAUUCCCCAAAUAUGAUUGCUCACACUAAAGACGAUAUGAUCCCCCCACCUCAACGCGCUGCUCCAAAACCCGUUAAAAGACAUUUACCUAACCAACAUUCCCCUCAAUCAUUCUCUCCACAAAUGCACAAACACGACACGUUCAAUACAAACGACACGUCACCACUAAAAUCACCACUUGCUACAGAAUCGGGAAUUCAGUUGGCUAGUUUACCUCCUAUUGGCUUUGCAAAGGUCAAUAUCAAAGAAGCUUCACCGUCGUCACCAUCAACGAAUUCCCCAUCGACUGAUAAUAGCCAUAACACAAGUUUUUCUAAAAAUCCAAUGGGACGUAUUUCCCUUGCUACACUUCCACCUUCAUCAACUAUUCAACUCGCUAGUUUACCACCACAAUCAAAUAUAUCACAUCAAACAAAUAUAGUCGGUGGAGCAGAAGCUACCACUCCAAGGACAAUUGUGAUGACGAGAACAUCGCAAGCACAAAAAGAACAAAAACAAGAGGAGAUCAAUUACGUCAGAACUAUCACAAAAUUCAACACACAAUUAUCAAAGAAAAUUGAUAAAAAAAGUUUUGCAGUACCGUCACUGAAGUCGUCAGAAGACAGCACCUGCGAAGACAAAGUCGAAGAGUGGGAUCUCCCAACAACUUCUCUGAAUGUGGACGAUGUCUGGAAUUCACUCCACUUCGAAGAGGUCGAAUCGCUUGUUUUCGACACUAUCAUAUGCGUUAAGGGUCGUUCUGAGAAUUUGAGCUCGACGGCGUGCCUUGGCGACUCAGUCCUCCCCUCUUUUUGA